Messenger RNA from Pseudopipra pipra, 8736 nucleotides. RefSeq names its product calneuron 1 (gene CALN1). The record is from RefSeq and is a predicted model, not a curated record. Gene Ontology annotation, cellular component: trans-Golgi network membrane. Gene Ontology annotation, molecular function: calcium ion binding. Lineage: Eukaryota; Metazoa; Chordata; Aves; Passeriformes; Pipridae. Bases 901 to 1557 code for a protein of 218 amino acids. The transcript is spliced from 7 exons.
GCGCCGCACCCCUCCUCCUCCUCCGCCAGCACCCCCUCCUCGCCUUUCGUUUCUUCGCUUGUUUUCUUCGAUUCCAUCCGUUUUCGUGGGGGUUUUUUAUAUAUAUAUAUUUUUUUUUUCUCUCUCCCUCCGCCAUCCUCGCCGCCCAGAUCUCUCUCUCUGUGCCUCCUCCCUCCUUUGAAUAAGUCGGCUAAAGGAGAGAUCUGGAGUGGGGAGGGAGGGGGGGAUAGUGGAGCCGAGCAAACCUGUGGCGGAGGAGCCGGCGGGUGGAGAGUGGCUUUUGGAGAGUGUUGGAAGUCGUCAGGAUCCGGAUGGGCUCCGUCGGGAAUGCUAGCGGGACGGGAGCGGCGCUGGGAGCGGCUCGCUGAGCUCUGGCCGGGCUGGGCUUGCCUGGAACUCCGCGGGAGGAGAGGUGUGUGAUCCUGUGUGGCUUUGCCGGACUCCAAGAGGAUCUGCUCGGUGCCUGGGAAAUCGAAUUCCCCCAUUGUUCAGCUGUAAAAUAGCUGCACCAGGCCGUGAUUGGCAAAGGACUGGAUGCCCAGGUUGCUUACAUCACGUAGGCAGCUGCCACCGAAAUGACACACUUGAUUGAAGGCCAAAAGAACCAUAUACGUAACUGCCUGUGAUUAAGCUCCAUAUGAUGCCUCAGAGCAAGUAAAAACCCCUCCUUCAUCUCAGCUUGCUUGUAACGAGACAGCCGUUGCAGGGAUAUCAUUUGGGUCAUGUUGUGGCUUUUGGGGGAUUUUUGGGGGUUGUUUUGGGCUGGGUUUUUUUUUGCUUCUGGCUGUAAACUUCCAUGACCUGCACCAAUCUGCUGUUGCACCCUUGCGUGAUGCCCCAUGAGAGCCUGGUGCUGUAGGUGUGCUGGUAGCUGGGAAUACAGAUUUUAUCAGGGAGAAGAUGCCAUUCCACCAUGUGACAGCUGGCUUGUUGUACAAGGGCAACUACCUGAACCGCUCGCUCUCCGCCGGCAGCGACAGCGAACAGCUCGCCAACAUCUCCGUGGAGGAGCUGGAUGAGAUCCGGGAGGCUUUCCGAGUGCUGGACAGGGAUGGGAAUGGCUUCAUCUCCAAGCAGGAGCUGGGCAUGGCGAUGCGCUCGCUGGGGUACAUGCCCAGUGAGGUGGAGCUGGCCAUCAUCAUGCAGCGCCUGGACAUGGAUGGGGAUGGCCAGGUGGAUUUCGAUGAGUUUAUGACCAUCCUGGGCCCCAAGCUGGUGUCGUCGGAGGGCAGGGAUGGCUUUCUGGGGAACACAAUAGACAGCAUAUUCUGGCAGUUUGACAUGCAGAGGAUAACGCUGGAGGAGCUGAAGCACAUCCUGUACCACGCCUUCCGCGACCACCUCACGAUGAAGGACAUCGAGAACAUCAUCAUCAACGAGGAGGAGAGUCUCAAUGAGAACUCUGGCAACUGCCAAACAGAGUUUGAAGUGCACGCCCAGAAGCAGAACAGACAGACCUGCGUGCGGAAGAGCCUUAUCUGCGCCUUCGCCAUGGCCUUCAUCAUCAGCGUCAUGCUGAUCGCGGCCAACCAGAUCCUGAGGAGCGGGAUGGAGUAGCCCCUGGCCAUGCCACUGUGACCCAAGCUGCCCAUGCAUGUGCAUGCCCACCUGGGGGACCUCCCCCCGGCCCGACUCCACACGGCAAAGAGACACAGGCAGGCAAAACACCACUCGAGCAGGAGCCCAGGCCAGCGGCGUAAACGUGUCUUGUGAAUCAACCACAUCCUUUUUGGCAGGGACAUCAAAGGGCUGUCUUAAUGCUUUAAAGGUUUUGUUUCCUAAUGCAAUAAAAAACCACCCCCCCACCACCCCCAUGUAGAGGAGUCCCAAAUUAUUGCUUCAAAACAGCGAUGGUGACUCGGAAGGGACUUGGAUCCAGCAGCCUGUGUGGCAGUUUUGAGGAGGCACAGCCUCAGGACUUACUGCAGUGGGGCUGUCUUUGAACCAGGGGCCCACUGACUAUCCCACUGGGCCCACAUUCCCAGGAAGUUGAUCGUAGCAUUGCCACAAGCAAGUCCCAUUUGUUUGAUUUCACCUCCUCCAGCUCCACUUUCUUUUCCCUUAUGACCAUGCCAUGGAGUUCACGGCAUCAGAGGGGAGCCAGAGCAUCUUGUACAGUAUUUUCUGAGGAAAAAAAAAAAAGGAGAAUUCGCCAGCAUCACACAAAAUGUCUAUUUUUUGCUUCCUAAACACAAGACUGGAGGUAGUAGGAGUCUGUUUGCCAUUUAUUCCCGACUGUGAAUCAGGGCUUGAGAAGCACCACCCGUUUUUCACACAUGGGCAUUGGUGAGACUUGUGCACAGUCUUCCAACCGACUCUGCAACCACCAGCACAGCUCCAACUCCCUCUAUCUGGUCCUGUCUGCAUAUUCAACAACCUUUCCUCCCCAGCAGUUCUGCCUUUCUUCGAUAUUAGCCUUCAAGGACCUUAUUCAAGAUGAAAAUCCCGAGGGAAGCUCUUUCUGGGCUUUCCUUCCCUCUCCUCGCCUGGGCAAUUUUUAUUUCCUUCAUUUCACACGCCCUGGUUGGAAUCUGCAGUGAAAGCUCCGUGUCAGACAUCCUGUGGGAGAGGUUCCAUUUCCCCUCACGCUGCAGAGUGUGGGUUUGACCAUCCAGCUGCUCUGGUGCCUCCCAGGAGCCGUCCCAGCACCACCACCUCCGUCCCUUGGGCAGGUUCCAAAGAGGACAAGAGGAAAAGGAGAAGAAUGAUCCAAAGCAGAGCCCACCACCAUGUGUUCCGAGGUGUGUCAGACUUUCAGAUCCUGUGAGUGUUUGUCAGCUCCCCUGGAGGAGAUUUUAAUGAGCAGCAAGGAGAAGAUGGAGCGAUGCAGACUGGAGACACGAGCACUGGGCGAGCCUGGAGCCAGGAUUGCAGCAGUGAGGAUUUUUCCUUUUCAGCUCCACACAAACCCUUGCAUUUGCCUUUGGAUGAACUGGGUGUCACAGCGGGACACACCCGAUUCCUCGCCCCGGUGGAAGAGGUUUCCCAGCUGGUGCUCGUGGAGCACUCCCAGGGAGGUCCAUGGAGUUGGAGCUGAGUUGUUGUUCCGGCUGGGAAAGCUCCAGAGCUCCAAGGAACAGUGAGAUCUUGCUCCUGUAAAUGUAGGUGACUGUUUCCUGUGCCACAGGAGGGGCAGGAUGGCUCCCCAGGGGAUUGCAAACCACCAGCUUCCCCCAUCCCACACAGCAGCCAUUGACUUAAACCUGGAUCCAUCCCAAAGACUCAUUGCAGGUUGUUCUUUGGUGACAAGUUUGAUUGAUAACAUUUAACCUGUAUUUUCAGUAGCCUAAUUUAAAAAUCUGUUUCUUGUUGGUCUGUGUCCCAUCAGCCCUUUUGAACUCAAGUCAACCACCUCAUCCCUGUCAUUUCCCUGGUGUCCCCCUCCAUCCCAAGGACAACAACCCCCUUUUCCAGAGCAGCUGAGGUUUUUAUUCUGCCUUUCCCAAAAGCCCAACUUCUGCAUUUCUGUUCUGCUGCGAGUAAUUGAGGUGAACUGCAAAAUAUUCCCUAAAAAACUGGUUCUGUCUCCCAGAAGAUGGUGAGGUUUGUGUUUGCUGGAGGGCAGCAGCAGACUUCAAACCAGCAGCAGAAUAUCUUAGGGCAGCUCUGGCGUGGGAUCUGCAGCGUUGGGGGGCCAAGGGACACUGGCUGAGCUGGACAGUGCAGAUAAUGAGCUUUGAGAUCACCUGAAGGCAAUUGUCAUCACAUUUCGAGGUCUCAGGGGUCUGUGGAGAGGUGGCAACAGUGAAAAAAAACCCUCUAAAUAUUACUUGUCAGUGAGUAAUCCUUAUUUUUUUCUCCUGGGGCUGUGCUGGAGGGAACAUGGAGAGGUGGGGGUGGCUGGAGAGGUGGGCACUGACCCCUCAGCAAUGGCAGAAACAUGAGGCCUCUUUGCUGAGCCCACAAACACAACCUAAACCACAGACCAGGCAUCUCCACCCCCUUCUCCCAGUGAACACCCAGCAGACUCCCAGCACUGCAUCUCCCUUAGGAUGAGGUGACUGUCUGCAUUCCUCCAAGCUUUCUGGAAGGCUCCAUGAUUUCCUCCUGCAUGCUCCAUAGAAACCAUUGUAAAUACAGCCAUUCUUCACCCUGAAGCUCCAUUUGUAAAACCAAACCUAGAACUAAUACCUUGGUAAAAGCCAUAGCCUGGUGUCAGUAGAGUUCAUUGCACAACUCCCCACUGAUUUCACUGGGUACAGGACUUUGGGGGGGGGGGGGGGGAGGGGUUUGGUGGCAAUUUUUCUGUAGGGAAACUAAUUUAUCUGUUAGGAAUCAGUGUCAUGUCUUGCCAGAGGUCUUCUUUUCCUUCCUAGAUCAGCCUUUCAUCUACGGGCAUCUUGAAGAGAUCCCUUCUUGAGUCAGUGAGGCUCCACUGGCAAUUCAGGAUGGAUCAGGCGAAGCUCUUUCAUCCUUUCCUCUCCCCAAAACCUUCCCAUCCUUCCUAACCAGCAGCACUGGACCUCUGUCUCCUCCCAACCUCCCUGGCUCCAUUUAUGUAACAUCCAUUUAUCUUUUUUUUUUCUUCUUCUUCUACAUGAGAGGGGGGGGGGAAAAAGGGCUUUUUGCUGCUUUUACAGACAGUAGGUAAAAAUAGAGCAGUAAAAUUUUGAUUGGAACCUGAUGGCAAAAGCUUAGGGGGAAGAAAGUGGAAGAAUCAAAGACAUAAAAAUAAAAAACCCCACAUCCCAUACUUGAAGAAAAAAAAAAAACCUAUUUAAGUGCUAAUUAACAUACUUUAAAAAAUACCCAGACUGCAGCGAGGCAGAGCUGUCAGAAAAAGCACUAAACUUCUGCUCUCGCCUGUUACAGGAGAAUUUAAGUGUCUUUUCAGCACUGCAAUUCUGGAGGAAAAGGAGAUUGCCAUGGCAACCGCGGCUGUUCGUGACAUGUGAGCACCGUGUCGGAGCCACGGAGCUGUCCCGGCCCUGCUCCGCCAGGCAGGGAGGGACAAACAGCUCCCGAAACCUGGACACGCGGUUUGCUCCUGGAUUAGGGAAUCAUCAGGAAAUCGUGCCCAGCUCUGCGGCUCCUCCCGAGGGGCAGCUCCGAUCCCUGCUCGGUGUGAGCAGCGACAGGAGCUGAGGGAGGGGCUGGAGCUGUGCCAGGGCAGCUUGGGGCACAAAAACGAAAGGAGGAUCUGAAGCCAUCAGAGAGUGUCCAAAGGAGGGAACGAGCGUGGGGAAGGGCCUGGAUUUGAAGCUGUGAGAGGACACUGAGGGCACUUGGUGUGUUCAGCUGGAGCAGAGGAGACUGAGGGGAGACCUCAGUGCAGUUCCACCUUCCUGGGCAGGGGCAGAGGAGGGGCAGGGACUGAGCUCUGCUCUGGGGGGACCAGGGACAGCAGCCAGGGAAUGGCUGGAGCUGUGUCAGGGCAGGCUCAGGUUGGAUCUCAGCCAAAGGUUCUUCCCCCAGAGGCUGGUUGGGCACUGCCCAGGCUCCCCAGGGCAGUGGGCACAGCCCCAAGGCUGCCAGAGCUCAGGGAGGGUUUGGCUGAUCCUCUGGGGCACAGGGGGUGACUCUUGGGGCUGGGCCUGUGCAGGGCUGAGGGUUGGACUUCAGGAUCCUUGGGGGUCCCUUCCAACUCAGGAUAUCCCAUGACUAUGAUUCUCUAAACUCUCUUGGCUUGGCUCAGCUUGGGAAGGCUUGGAGAGGGAUGUGGUUGUUUUAACUUGAGAGAGGCCUUUGGUUUGCUCAGGAGUGAGGGAAAUCAAUGCAGCCUGAGCUCUGCUCCACACAGGCUUGGAGAGGACACUUUGGGUGGGUUGAUCUCUGAUGGAAGGGUUUGGGUUGUUCCUGCUGGGACAUCACUGGGCUGUGCCACUGAUAACCACUAACUUUGGCUUUGAGGGCAUACCCUCAUUCCCUGCUCCUGGAGAAGCCAGAGGGGGAACAGCAGGCACAUGACAUGAAAUCAAAUGACAGCGGGCACAUGACUGAAAUAAUUUGGAGACCAGGGAGAAGAGAAUUCCAGCAAAAAGAACUUUUCUCCCCUGUCAGGUCCACAACCACACCUUAGGGGCAGCCAUGAAGAAAAUCAGGAUGAGAUUCCAGGCAGGAUAUUGGGGUUGUCCUGUGCAGGGCCAGGAGUUGGAUUUGAUGGUCCUUGUGGGUCCCUUCCAACUCAGAAUAUUCUGUUUCUGUGUUUCCAUGAUGGUGGUGGUGGCCCUGGGGACCAGGCUCCUGCUGUGCCACCCAAGGACCUCGCUGGAGCCUGAUCCUCUCCACGAGUCCAACCACUGAGAAGUCACUUCUAAUCAGGAGCAACAUCAGCAGGGGUGUAAAGAAUCAAACAGGGUGGGCAACUGGGAAGACUUGGCUUUGUUAGGGAAACCUGGUCCUGCUGGGGGAGGUGGUGGAGGAUGAAGGAGAGUUGACAAAGUCAUGUCUGAUGGGGACACACAGACCUGCCAGUUCCUGGCAGGAGACACCCUGACCUGGGGAAGGUGGGCACAGACCUUCGAGGUUCACAGACCUUCAAGGCUGACAUACCCCCAGGACAGGGGUCACCUGGAGCAGAGGAGCUGAACAUCUGGGUGUCACCUGGUGAUUUGGAGAGAUUUUUUAAUCCAGAGGUUUUUGGGAGCUCCCGUGUUGGACCUGGUGCCCUGGGAGGGCUGGAUGUUGGUUGCUCUCCAUGGGAGACUUCCAGAAACUUUGUAAAAAGGAUUUGUACAUGGAUAGCCAGCUUUUUUACCCAGCUGGGGCCAAGUAAACAGGGUUUUAAGUCCAAAACCAGGGCAGCAAGCAAGGAAAUCAAGCAAAGGUGGAAAGCUUUGAAUGGCUGAGGUGUGUUUGGAUCAGCAAAGCAUCCCCUGGCAAAUCCUUCUUUUUCCAUGGAAAGCACAGGAAUACUUUAUCACGAAAAACACUUGGCCUGUUGUAAAGAGCAAACCAUCUCCUGGGAAUGCUUUUCCCAUGGAAAACUCCCCCCCCUCUCCUGGUGUGCACGUGCCCAGAGCAGGCAGAGCUGUCACCACACACCCAGAGAGGAGCUCAGGCCCCAGGCAGGCUCAGCUCUGCCAGGAGAAGGAGCAGUAGGAGGAAUACAUUAAACUCCCUAAGAAUGAAGUUCCUUAUUUUAUCCACCCAUGUAAUAAAUUAUUUAGUUUCUGCUUUAUGGAUGACUAUUUGAAAGGAGAAAAACCAACUCUUCUAAAAUGGGAAUCUGAUGAAGCCUCUUUUUUUCCUUGGCUCUGAUUCACGCUCGUGCUCCACAGAUGAAGAUGUACAGAACUUGCUGGGUUUCAAUCUAUUAUUUUACUGUACUCUGCUCUGACAGUGCAAUUACAUCUCCCUGGCAUCACUUAAAACCUUUUACUUCCCCAGGAAUUUAAUGCAGAGAAAGAAGAAGUUCACAGCAUUUUCACCUCUUUAUGUUGUCAGUUGUUAUCAGGGCUGGAUGCUGUUCUCCAGUUCCAGAAGGACAUUUUAGGCAGCUCUAGGAAGUGGGGAAGCUUCACCAAGAGCAAGAUGGACAGAAAAUCUAAUUGGGAGCAUUUUAAUUGGAAGUUUGCUCCACUCACACCUCUCCAGUGGCAAAAGUCCGAAAAACUGCCUCAGUUUGGCACCUUCACUGAAAUCAUUUCAGCCCCAGAAGCAAGGAGGAGAGGGAGAAGGGAGGGAAAGGAAAUCCUCUGGAUCUAAACAUCAGUACUGGACUAUUUCAUGAUGAAAAUAUCGUAGGGGUUUUUUUAUUUUCUGUCAGGACAGACCAAAAUCCUUUGUAGCCUUGAAGAGUGUUGCUGAAUGAAAUUGCCAUUUUCCAUAUACAUAUAUAUAUAUAUAGGCAUAUAUAGCAUUAUUUCCCAAAAGGUUUCUUUGCCAACACCACAAAUAAUCAGCUGUUUUAACAACACUUUAGGUGAGCUCCAGACUCCACCUUUCCUUUAUCAGCUGGUCUUGUGUCUUCACCAGCCAACUCGUUUGAGCUCCAGGAGCCACCCCUUGGCAGCCCUCAGGCACAUCUUGUCUCUCCUGGGGGCAACUCCCAACCCCAAAUUCCAUGGGUUUGCAGCAUCAGGCCCCUGGGGGGGCCAAUUUUUGAACACCUGCCUCUGUGUUCCCCCUGCACCAGCCCAGGAAUGGUGUUCCACCUCCAACCAGCUUUUUCAGAGGAGCCAAAGUUAUUUCAGCUCUUGCUGGCUCAGAUUUAGUGGGGUGGGGAUGAAGAGAGAUGAAGUUCCUCGUGGACUCCAGGGUAAAUCAGAAAUAACUCGUUAGAGUUAAUUGGCUUAAACUGGAAUAAGCCCAAAAUCCAGCCUGUUGCCAUUUAAUCCAUACAAGGAUCUAAGUAAUCAAUGCCUCCUGAUUCAUCUCUAGGAAGUUCUCCACUAAUCCAUGUGUCUCCUUUUUGUCAGCAUUUCAUGUUUCCGAGCCAUUUACUGUUCAUUUGUCAGCUGAAAGACAUGGCAUUUUAAUUAAAGGCAACAAUUCACAAAGUCAGCAGCAUAAUAGUAAAAAAAUUAAAAACAAAAACAAAAACAACGAGAAAUCUUUGUACAAAAAAGCUGUAAAUAUUAAUAUAAAUUAACUUGGCAUGCAACUGAAAUAAAUCUUAUGGUAUUGCAAGUUAUCCAAGUGUAUAAAGAAGUGUAUAAAGGAAAACCGAGUGCCAUAUGUAUCAGCUGUUCCCUCCAACCAAACUCUACUGUAAAUAUAUAAUCUGUAUAAAAAUAUUUUAAUUUUACCAUUAUUUAUGCAAUAGAAAUAAAGGUUGGGUUUUUUUCCUUUUGA